Messenger RNA from Nothoprocta perdicaria, 2173 nucleotides. RefSeq names its product solute carrier family 8 member B1 (gene SLC8B1). The record is from RefSeq and is a predicted model, not a curated record. Gene Ontology annotation, cellular component: membrane. Gene Ontology annotation, molecular function: calcium:sodium antiporter activity. Lineage: Eukaryota; Metazoa; Chordata; Aves; Tinamiformes; Tinamidae. Bases 1 to 1677 code for a protein of 558 amino acids. Gene Ontology annotation, biological process: calcium export from the mitochondrion; intracellular calcium ion homeostasis. The transcript has 15 exons.
AUGGGGCGCGCGUGGGCGCUGAGCGCGGCCUGGCUGCUGGGCCGCGCCGUCGCCGCGGCCACGGACGCGCCGGCCCACGGGAGCUCCGUGGACUGCUGGGAGGUGCGGAGACGCAACAGCUCCGAGUGGUGCCGCUUCAUCCGCACCAACCCCGACUGCCAGCUGGAGGGCGGCUUCCUCGACUACCUCGACGGCAUCUUCUGCGCCUUCCCCGCGCGCCUGCUGCCCCUCGCCGUCACCCUCUACGCCUGCUGGCUCCUGUACCUCUUUGUCAUCCUUGGCGUGACGGCGGAGAAGUUCUUCUGCCCCAACUUGUCGGCCAUCUCUACCAACCUGAAGCUGUCCCACAACGUGGCAGGUGUCACCUUCCUGGCGUUCGGCAAUGGGGCUCCCGACGUCUUCAGCGCCGUGGUGGCCUUCUCUGACCCACGCACGGCUGGUCUGGCCAUCGGCGCCGUCUUCGGCGCCGGCGUGUUCGUGACCACGGUGGUGGCCGGGGGCAUCGCCCUGGUGAAGCCCUUCACAGCUGCCUCCAGGCCCUUCCUCAGGGACGUCAUCUUCUACAUGGUGGCCGUCUUCCUCACCUUCGUGGUGCUCUACUUGGGCAGGAUCAGGCUGGGAGAGGCGCUGGGGUACCUGGGGCUCUACAUCUUCUACGUGUUCACCGUGGUCCUCUGCACGUGGCUCCACCGGCGGCAGCGCAGGGAUGGGCUGGCCGCUCCCGGGCCCUGGGAGCCAGAGCUGCUCACAGACCCUGAGGAGCAGGAGUCCACGGGCACCGGCGACUACGGCGAGGAGUAUCGGCCGCUGCUGCCCUACCAGGAGGGCUCGCUGCGCAUCCUGGCCGCGGCCCUCAGCCCCGUGGACUACCGCAAGUGGAGGAGGAAGCCCUGGUACUGGCGGCUCUUCAAGGUGCUCAAGGUCCCCGUGGAGCUGCUGCUGCUGCUCACGGUGCCCGUGGUGGACCCCGACAAGGAGGACCUCAACUGGAAGAGGCCCCUCAACUGCCUACACGUGGUCACCGGCCCCCUGCUCUGCAUCCUAACCCUCAAGUCGGGCGCCUACGGGCUCUACCAGAUCCAGGGUGUCUUCCCCGUGUGGGUGCUGGUCGCGCUGGUGGGCACCGUUGUGGCCGUCCUGGUCUUCAGCACCACGAGCAAYGAGGAGCCCCCCAAGUACCACUGCAUAUUUGCCUUCCUGGGAUUCCUGGUCAGCGCCAUGUGGAUCAACGCGGCAGCCACGGAGCUGGUGAACAUCCUCCGGACCCUGGGCAUCGUCUUCCAGCUGAGCAACACYGUGCUGGGCCUGACGCUGCUGGCCUGGGGCAACAGCAUUGGCGAUACGUUCUCGGACCUGACCAUGGCRCGGCAGGGCUAUCCCCGCAUGGCCUUCUCCGCCUGCUUCGGCGGCAUCAUCUUCAACAUGCUGGUCGGYGUGGGGCUGGGCUGCCUGCUGCAGAUGAGCACCAGCCACAUGGUGGUGAAGCUGGAGCCCGACGGCCUCCUGGUGUGGAUCCUGGCGGGCGCGCUGGGCYUGAGCCUGGCCUUCUCCUUGGUGGCGGUGCCGGCGCAGUGCUUCCAGCUGGGCAAGGCCUACGGCGCCUGCCUGCUGCUCUACUACGUGGCCUUCCUCGCCGUGGCCCUGCUCACCGAGUUCGGCGUGAUCCGCGCGCCCUGAGCCUCGCCGCGCUGCCUCCCUGCUCCAGCGCAGCCAAGGAAGGGAAGGGAGACGGAGCUCGGGCACCACCUGCGUCCUUGGUYGGCCUCUGGUUCCUCGGGGACAGGAGCAGCGUGCGAGGCCGCACGGCGCUGCAGCAGCUUGGAGAAGGGCGCAGUGCAAGUUGGGGACUGUCCCCCCCAGCAAAGGACACCCCGUGUCCGGGGGUGAAAGGAGCAGCCGAGGCAAAGCAAGGGAGCUGAGCCAGUGGAAAAGCACCAGGGCAGCCCCGGCUUCAAGUGCAUCCUGCAGAGGGAAAAAAAAAUAAGCCCUGGAGCCCCAUUUCUGCUGCCUUUCCCAGCUCUGUUUUUCAACCUGAACUAACUUUUCUUCUCUUAGGGCACAGACAGCUGUAGCAAAUAACUUGAUACACGGAGGUUUCCACAAACCAACCGCUGGCCUCAGGGCACAUCUAGGUUUAGUUUGGACAAAAAGACUCUAUUAAAGCCCCCCAAGC